GGAAGCAGUGGCUUAUUCCAAAAAGCCACUUCUGGCCUGAGAAUUUACCCGGCAUGCCUAAUCAGGGAGAAGACUGCUAUUUUUAUUUCUACUCUACAUGCACCAAAGGUGACAGCUGCCCUUUCCGUCACUGUGAAGCUGCACUAGGAAAUGAAACUGUUUGCACACUAUGGCAAGAAGGUCGUUGUUUUCGACAGGUGUGCAGAUAUCGCCACAUGGAAAUUGAUAAAAAACGAAGUGAAAUUCCUUGUUAUUGGGAAAAUCAGCCAGUGGGAUGUCAAAAACUAAACUGUGCUUUCCAUCACAACAGAGGUCGUUACGUUGAUGGACUGUUCCUACCUCCAAGCAGAACUGUGUUACCCACUGUGCCUGAGUUGCAAGAAGAAGAAGUAAAGGCUAGCCAGCUCACAGUUCAACAGAACAAAUUGUCGGUCCAGUCUAAUCCCUCCCCUCAACUGCGGAGUGUAAUGAAAGUAGAAAGUUCAGAAAAUGUCCCUAGCCCCACGCAUCCACCCGUUGUAAUCAAUGCUGCCGAUGAUGAUGAAGACGAUGAUGAUCAGUUUUCUGAGGAGGGCGAUGAAAGCAAGACGCCUGCCCUGCAGCCAACUCCCGAGGUUCACAAUGGACUCCGAGUGGCUUCUGCCCGGAAACCCGGAGUCGCUUUAAAGCAAGGUGAAUGUUUGAAUUUUGGAAUAAAAACUCUUGAGGAAAUUAAAUCAAAGAAAAUGAAGGAAAAAUCCAAGAAGCAAGGUGAAAGCUCCUCAGGAGUUUCGAGCGCUUUACAUCAGCCUCAGUCCAACCCAGGCCCUGAAAAGGAGAAUGUUCGGACUGUGGUGAGGACAGUAACUCUCUCAAGCAAACAAGAAGAGCCCUGGGUUAGACUGAGUCUUCCUGAGAGACUGGGAAAACGAAAAUUUUCAGUAGGUGGUGACAGUGAUCCCCCAUUAAAGCGAAGCCUUGCACAGAGGCUGGGGAAAAAGGUGGAAGCUCCAGAAACUAACUUUGAUAAAGCACCAAAGAAAGAGAGAGUUAACAAAGCUGGUGAGAUCCACGUGAAGACACUGGAAGAAAUUCUUCUUGAAAGAGCCAGUCAGAAACGUGGAGAAUUCCAAACUAAACUGAAGACAGAAGAGCCUUCCCGGACUGACGAGUCUCCAUCAGGAACCAAAAGCUCUUCCUCAGUGCGGAUCAAAACCUUCUCUGAGGUCCUGGCUGAAAAGAAACAUCGGCAGCAGGAAAUGGAGAGACAGAAAUCCAAAAAGGAUACAGGUUGCCCCAAGUUGACAGCAGAUACUGACGUGAAGAAGACAGUGAGUCUGUUACCUGUUGCUGUCAGCAAAGGACAGCCCGAGGAGCCUGCGGGAAGGGCCAGGUCUAUGCAGGAGGUGCACAUAAAGACGCUGGAGGAAAUCAAGCUGGAGAAGGCCCUGAGGGUACAGCGAAGCUCUGAGAGCAGUACCGGCUCCCGGCCUCCAGCUGAGGCUGUUCCUGGGGCGAAGAGGCUGCUCCGCAUCACCAAAAGAGCAGGUGCAAACGAAGAGAAAAACCUAGAGCUCCAAGGCAGUGACAUUGCUUCUCAGAGCACUGUGACGGAAACAGAGCCUAGUGAGACUUCAGAUGAGACCAUAAGUGAUACCACAAAAAUUCCAGUCAAUAGAUGUGACACUGUCAGAGAGAAGCACACUGAGAAAGAGCAGGAGGCAGGAGCCUCGCAGAAGGAGAAGCCAGCCUUGACGCCUGUCCCCGGAGACGGGGCCUCGUACUUUACCCGGGUGGUGGGGAAGCCCGUGCUCACUGCUGUAUCAGGCAUCACACGGCACCUGGCUAAGCGGCUCCCCACAGAGUCGUCCCAAAAGGGGGAGGUAGAAACCUCUGGAAUUGGGGACUCCAUACUGAAUGUGAAAUGUGCAGCACAGACUUUGGAAAAAAGGAGUAAAGCCAAACCCAAAGUAAAUGUGAAGCCGUCUGUGGUCAAGGUGGUUUCAUCUCCCAAACUGGCUCCAAAACGCAAGGCAGUGGAGGUGCACCCGGCUGUCAUUGCAGCGGUGAAGCCGCUCAGCACCAGCAGUGUCCUGCAGGAAAGCCCCGCCAAGAAAGCGGCUGUGGCUGUGGUCCCCCUUCUCUCUGAGGAUACAUCCAUCGCCAUGUCUGAGACAGAAAAACCUAAGGACAGUUUUGUGCUGCCUUCAACCCAGUCCUCUUCAGAACCCUUGCUCCCAGAAGGAUCUGGCCCUUCCUCAUCCCAGGUGGCAUCCAAACCUCGCCGACUGAGCUCUGCCUCAGCAGGAAAGCCUCCACUCUCUGUGGAAGAUGAUUUUGAGAAACUAAUAUGGGAAAUUUCAGGAGGCAAAUUAGAAGCUGAGAUUGACUUGGAUCCUGGCAAAGAUGAAGACGACCUUCUGCUUGAGCUCUCAGAGAUGAUUGACAGCUGAAGCUGAUGGUGAGGACGCUUUAAAGGAAAAAAAAAAAAAAAAAACAACCCUCACCAAAACUGGACUUAGUUUCAUCUAUUCUAACAUUUGCCUGAGGUGAUCAUUUCUUUAGUCUCAAAUUUUGCCCAAAUCAAAAGUAUACCUCUGAAGUACCCGUGUGUGUCCUGGUUCCCCUGGGGUCAGAUCUUUACAUCCCUUGAUGACUGUUUGUCCAUUUGAUGCCAUUGUUUAGUAUCUUUGAGAAGAAAGUUCUGUAAUGCCCUUCUCUCCACACGAGACUGAGCUCCCAAUGAAAUGGUGCAAGAGAACUCAGUGGCUCCUUGAGGCGUUUGUCAGUGUGGGCGAUCUUCCCUUUGCUGUAUUUAUUUAUGUAUUGUCUUAAGAUUAUCAGAGUUGAAAAUGAAGACAGCUGCUAACCAUUGUGGACCAAAUGUCAUGCUACCACUAAACAAAAGACCCACUCCGUCUAUGUUAAAUUGUAUGUCUUUUUAAAGGUAUUUGGAGAUUCGUCUAAGCUUUAAAGAGGGCCGAGCGGCUCGAGAACCUGAGAUAUGGACAGAACUCUGGACCCGGUCCUGUUGCAUUAGCUGCUCCAUAAGCCUCUGAAGAGCAAUAGCUAAUUUAUUAUUACUGUAAUUUUUUAAAGGCUUUAAAGUGCCUCAGGGGUCCCCUGAAACGAAUUUUCUACUUCUGGGAUUCCCUGGAUUCUUUAUAAGAUGGUGACAUGACUAGGGAAAUUCUUUUUUUAGUGUGAAAAUUGUCCCUUUUCUUCAAUACCUUUCUCCUACUGGCAUUGAAUUAUCACAGAGACAGAAAAUUGGUAAAUUUUAUAAUUUCUAACUCUCCCAGGAAACUCCUCUUGCCUAGUAUUUAUUUGAUGUGCUUUAACCAUGGGAGGAGGGGAAAAAAAAACCAACCUCAUUCAAGCUGCCAGUAUUGAUCUCCGGACUGGAGCAGUACACUGGGCUGUGCUGUCUGUCACAGGGAUGGCGAGAUGCUCUGGGGUGUAUUGGAUACCUCCAGUUUCUUCAUUUCUGGAUUGAGUUUUCUUUUCUUGAUGUUGGUCUUCAUAUCACCUCAAGGUUUAGACUUGUGAAGGAACAAGUCUGAUGAGGGUAAUAGUCUUGAAAUGAGACACUGUACAGAAUUGGAAGGCGGAAAGAAAGACUUGUUCAUUGUGAUACUUUCUGUAGGCGGCCAGUUUGUUUCUCCUAGGGAAAUCCUGGACCGCCCAUCGUCAUGUUGGCUCCUAAGGAACUGCUGUUGUAAGCGGCUCAUCAAGAGUUGAAGUUCAUGUAGCCUUGUUGGGAAUAUGGAAAAGGAAGAAAGCCACAGGACUGCCCGUUCAGUCUGGGAAGAUCUGGAUGAUUCUGCACAUGCAAAAAUGACUUGAAAUUUAUGUAUAGACGCUUGUACCAAUCCAUCUUCAGCUGACUGAAUGUUGUAAGAUAGCCCUUCUCCAAAGCAGGGGUGGAAUGUUCUGCUUUCACCACACAUUUUAUAAACACAUUUCCUUUUUUGAAUUGACCUAUAGAUUGUAGGUCCCUUUUGUAUAUAACCUCUAUUCUUUUGCUUUAAAAGAAAGUCUGUUCAUAUUUAA
Molecule: messenger RNA, 4032 nt
Organism: Peromyscus eremicus (cactus mouse)
Lineage: Eukaryota; Metazoa; Chordata; Mammalia; Rodentia; Cricetidae
Gene: Zc3h11a
Product: zinc finger CCCH-type containing 11A
Exons: 15
Coding region: 54-2432 (792 amino acids)
Molecular function (GO): metal ion binding
Source: RefSeq, a predicted model, not a curated record